AAGACCACCUCCCAGCCGGCUUCCCGACCAUCGACAUGGGCCCGCAGCUGAAGGUGGUGGAAAAGGCCCGCACGGCCACCAUGCUCUGCGCUGCCAGCGGUAACCCCGACCCCGAAAUCUCCUGGUUCAAGGACUUCCUGCCCGUCGACACCGCGACCAGCAACGGGCGAAUCAAACAGCUCCGCUCGGGUGGUACACCGAUCAGAGGAGCUCUGCAAAUAGAGAACAGCGAGGAGUCAGACCAAGGGAAAUACGAAUGUGUCGCAACCAACAGUGCAGGAACGCGCUACUCUGCCCCAGCAAACCUUUACGUUCGAGAUCAGCGAGAAGUGCGGCGUGUUGCUCCUCGAUUCUCUAUCCCUCCGAGCAACCACGAGGUGAUGCCUGGGGGGAGCGUGAACCUCACGUGCGUGGCGGUGGGUGCUCCGAUGCCCUACGUGAAGUGGAUGGCUGGCGUGGAGGAGCUGACCAAAGAGGACGAGAUGCCCGUCGGUAGGAACGUCCUGGAGCUGAACAACAUCGUGCAGUCUGCCAACUACACCUGCGUGGCCAUCUCCUCCCUCGGCAUGAUCGAAGCCACAGCCCAGAUCACUGUCAAAGCACUGCCAAAACCUCCAACAGAGCCAUUAGUGACUGAAACGACAGCUACCAGCGUGACCCUCACCUGGGAUUCGGGCAACUCCGACCCCAUUUCGUAUUACGUCAUCCAGUACAAGCCCAGAUCCUUGGAGGGUCAGUUCCAGGAGGUGGAUGGCGUGGCAACAACCCGCUAUAGCAUAGGUGGGCUCAGCCCCUUCUCAGAGUACGAGUUCCGCGUCAUCGCAGUCAAUAACAUUGGCAGGGGUCCCCCCAGUGAUCUGGUUGAGGCCCGGACAGGAGAGCAAGCUCCAUCAAGUCCCCCCCUCAAAGUCCAGGCACGGAUGCUGAGCGCCAGCACCAUGCUGGUCCAGUGGGAGCAGCCGGAGGAGCCAAAUGGACAGAUCAGAGGGUACCGCGUUUACUACACCACUGACCCACAUCUGCCUCUGAGCAUGUGGCAGAAACACAACACCGACGACAGCCACCUCACCACCGUGGGCAGCCUCAUCACGGGAACCACAUACAGCAUCCGCGUCCUGGCCUUUACUUCGGUGGGUGACGGGCCCCCCUCGGACAUCAUCCAGGUCAAAACACAGCAAGGCGUUCCUGCCCAGCCAGCUGAUUUCCAGGCAGAGGCAGAGUCUGAUACCCGCAUCCUGCUGUCGUGGCUGCCCGCCUCUCAGGAACGCAUUACCAAAUACGAGCUGCUGUACUGGGAAGGGGAGGAUGGCACUCAGCAAAAGGUGGAGUUUGACCCAACCUCCUCGUACGCCGUGGAAGGUCUCAAACCAGACACGCUGUAUAAGUUUCGUCUGGGUGCCCGCUCAGAGCUGGGGGUAGGAGUCUACACCCCAACCAUCGAAGCCAGAACUGCCCAGUCCACCCCCUCCGCCCCACCCCAAGAAGUCGAGUGUGUAAGCACCAGCUCCACUACCAUCCGGGUAAGUUGGGUGCCACCGCCUGCCCAGAGCCGCAAUGGGGUCAUCACCCAGUACUCCAUUGCGUACCAGGCAGUGGAAGGAGAUGACAACACCAAGCAUGUGGUGGAUGGCAUUGGACGGGAGCACUCCAGCUGGGAGAUCAAGGACCUGGAGAAAUGGACCGAGUACAAGGUGUGGGUAAGGGCUCACACCGAUGUGGGGCCAGGACCGGAGAGCAUCCCCGUGCACGUGCGCACUGACGAGGAUGUGCCCAGUGCCCCACCGCGAAAGGUGGAGGUGGAGUCCGUGAAUUCGACUGCCAUCCGGGUGAGCUGGAAGCUGCCCAUCUCCAACAAGCAGCACGGGCAGAUCCGCGGGUACCAGGUCACCUACGUGAAGCUGGAAAACAAUGAGCCCCGAGGGCAGCCGGUGAUCAAGGACGUCAUGCUGUCGGAAGCACAGUGGCGAGCUGAGGACUCCGUCGACCACGAGACGGUGAUCGGAGGCCUGCUGCCAGAAACCACCUACUCCGUCACAGUCGCUGCCUACACCACCAAAGGAGAUGGUGCCCGCAGCAAACCGAAAGUCAUCACCACCACAGGGGCAGUCCCGGGGAAGCCCACCAUGAUGAUUAGCACGACAGCCAUGAACACAGCCCUCAUCCAGUGGCACCCACCCAAGGAGAUGGUAGGGGAGCUGCUGGGUUACCGGCUGCAGUACAGACGCCUUGAUGAGGAAAAGAUGAACACGAUAGACUUCGGGAAGAGAGACCAUCACUACACCGUGACCAACCUGCACAAGGGGGCCACAUACCUCUUCAAAUUGUCUGCCAAGAACAGAGCUGGCCCAGGAGAGGAGUUUGAGAAGGAGAUCACUACGGCGGAAGACGUGCCGAGCGGUUUCCCGCAAAACCUGCGCGUGGUGGGGCUCACCACUUCCACCACAGAGGUCGCGUGGGACCCCCCGGUCUUGGCAGAGAGAAACGGCAAGAUCGUCAACUACACAGUGGUAUACAGGGACAUAAAUAGCCAGCAGGACCUGGUUAACAUCACCAAGGACACAAGUAUCACUUUGACGAAUUUGAAGCCCGAUACCACUUACGACAUCAAAGUGAGGGCCCGCACCAAUAAGGGGGUUGGGCCGCUCAGCCCCAGCAUCCAGUCCCGGACCAUGCCUGUUGAGCAAGUGUUUGCUAAGAACUUCCGCGUCAAUGCCGUCAUGAAGACGUCUGUGUUGCUGAGCUGGGAAGUGCCUGACUCCUAUAAAUCUGCAGUGCCUUUCAAGAUUCUGUACAAUAGCCAGAGCGUGGAGGUGGAUGGCCACUCAAUGAAGAAACUCAUAAGUGACCUGCAGCCAGACACAGACUAUUCUUUCGUGCUAAUGAACCGCGGGAGCAGUGCUGGGGGGCUCCAGCACCUCGUCUCCAUCCGCACCGCUCCUGAUGUCUUACAGAGCAAACCCAUCGCCACAAACAAGUACAUACAGGAAGGAAAAUUCACGCUCGCCCUUCCCAAAGUCCAGACCACUGUGCCAGUUAGGUGGUACUACAUCGUGGUGGUGCCAGCGGAUCAGAGCACCAGCACCCCGACCGCUCGGUGGAGAACACCCGAUGAGAUGGAGCUGGACCAGCUGCUGGAGGCCAUCAGCCAAGGGAGUCAGAGCAGGCGCCAGCGACGCCAAGCAGACAGACUCAAGCCCUACAUUGCUGCUCAAGUGGAUGUGCUGCCGGAGACCUUCACCCUGGGGGACGAGAAGAACUACAAAGGUUUCUACAACAAGCCCCUGUCCCAAGACCUGAGCUAUCGCUGCUUCGUGCUGGCCUCGCUGGAGGAUGGCGACACGAAGAGAUACGCAGCCAGCCCCUACUCGGAUGAGAUCGUGAUGGAAGUGGCUUCAGCAAAGCAGCAGGAUGAACCGGAGAUGCUGUGGGUGAUGGGACCCGUCCUGGCUGUGAUAUUAAUCAUCAUCAUUGUCAUUGCUAUACUCCUCUUCAAAAGUAAACAAGAAAGGAAACGGGCACACUCCCCCUCUUCCAAGGAUGAGCACUCCAUCGGCCUGAAGGACUCGCUCUUGGCCCACUCCUCUGAUCCGGUUGAGAUGAGGCGGCUCAACUACCAGACUCCAGGCAUGCGUGACCACCCCCCUAUCCCCGUGACCGACCUCGCCGACAACAUCGACAGGCUGAAAGCCAACGAUGGGCUGAAGUUCUCCCAGGAGUACGAGUCCAUUGACCCGGGGCAGCAGUUCACCUGGGAGAACUCCAACCUGGAAGUGAAUAAACCCAAAAACCGCUAUGCAAACGUCAUCGCCUACGACCACUCCCGUGUCAUCCUGACCUCCAUCGAUGGGGUCCCCGGCAGUGAUUACAUCAACGCCAAUUACAUCGACGGCUAUCGGAAGCAGAACGCCUACAUCGCCACGCAGGGACCUCUGCCAGAAACCCUCAGCGACUUCUGGAGGAUGGUGUGGGAACAGAGAACGGCAACUAUAGUGAUGAUGACCAGGCUGGAGGAGAAGUCCAGGGUAAAGUGUGACCAGUACUGGCCAAGCCGAGGUACGGAAACCUAUGGGAUGAUCCAGGUGACCCUGCUGGACACAGUCGAGCUGGCGACCUACACCGUCCGCACCUUUGCGUUGUACAAGAACGGCUCCAGCGAGAAGCGAGAGCUGCGGCAGUUCCAGUUCAUGGCUUGGCCUGAUCAUGGGGUGCCAGAAUACCCCACCCCGAUCCUGGCUUUCCUGCGGCGGGUCAAAGCCUGCAACCCACCGGAUGCUGGGCCCAUGGUUGUCCAUUGCAGCGCCGGCGUGGGCCGAACCGGUUGCUUCAUCGUCAUCGAUGCCAUGCUGGAGCGGAUGAAGCACGAGAAGACCGUGGACAUCUAUGGGCACGUGACGUGCAUGCGCUCUCAGCGCAACUACAUGGUGCAGACCGAGGACCAGUACAUCUUCAUCCACGAGGCCUUGCUGGAGGCUGCCACGUGUGGCAAUACCGAGGUGCCUGCUCGCAACCUCUUUGCUCACAUCCAGAAGCUGACCCAGGUGCCGCCGGGCGAGAGCGUUACUGCAAUGGAGCUGGAAUUCAAGCUGCUGGCCAACUCUAAAGCACAUACCUCACGUUUCAUCAGUGCCAACCUCCCGUGCAACAAAUUCAAGAACCGCCUGGUGAACAUCAUGCCAUACGAGCUGACCAGAGUCUGUCUGCAGCCCAUCCGGGGUGUCGAGGGCUCCGACUACAUCAACGCCAGCUUCAUCGAUGGGUACAGGCAGCAGAAGGCCUACAUCGCCACGCAGGGACCGCUGGCCGAGACCACAGAGGAUUUCUGGCGGAUGCUCUGGGAGCACAACUCCACCAUCGUGGUGAUGCUGACGAAGCUGCGCGAGAUGGGCCGGGAGAAGUGCCAUCAGUACUGGCCCGCGGAGCGCUCUGCCCGGUACCAGUACUUUGUGGUGGACCCCAUGGCAGAGUACAACAUGCCGCAGUACAUCCUCCGGGAGUUCAAGGUGACAGAUGCCAGGGACGGCCAGUCACGGACCAUCCGCCAGUUCCAGUUCACAGACUGGCCUGAGCAGGGAGUGCCAAAGACGGGAGAGGGCUUCAUCGACUUCAUUGGGCAGGUGCACAAGACCAAGGAGCAGUUUGGGCAGGACGGGCCCAUCACGGUGCACUGCAGCGCUGGGGUCGGGCGCACAGGCGUGUUCAUCACGCUCAGCAUCGUGCUGGAGAGGAUGCGCUACGAGGGGGUGGUGGACAUGUUCCAGACGGUGAAGACCUUGCGGACGCAGCGGCCAGCCAUGGUGCAGACAGAGGACCAGUACCAGCUGUGCUACAGAGCGGCGCUGGAGUAUCUCGGCAGCUUCGACCACUAUGCAACGUAACUAGUGCUUUCCUCCAGUCGCGGUGGGGAUGUCUAGGAGUGGAGACGGGUCCCUCUGAGCCAGAGCCGCCCAUUCCUCAGUCCUUCUGUACAGACGGAGGCGCUGCCCAGGCAGCAAACCUCCACGCCAACCAGUUCUGACCACGGCAUUUAGGAACUUCGCCCCAGCGCCAACUGAGGGAAUCCGACUCCAAAAGCAUUUCCAGUCUCUGGCUGAAUUUCUGCUCAUGUGCAUCUCUCGCCCUCUCUCACGCGACUGCAUUUCACAGCGAGGCUUUAGGUGGGUGGAAUGGGAUCUUUUUUUUAAACAUGUAAAAUAGUUACUAGUGGUUUUUAUAAUCUCCUC
This is a messenger RNA of Mesitornis unicolor (brown roatelo), 5720 nucleotides long. It is a transcript of the gene PTPRF, whose product is annotated as protein tyrosine phosphatase, receptor type, F. The transcript is spliced from 32 exons. Gene Ontology annotation, molecular function: protein binding; protein tyrosine phosphatase activity. Lineage: Eukaryota; Metazoa; Chordata; Aves; Mesitornithiformes; Mesitornithidae. Gene Ontology annotation, biological process: protein dephosphorylation. The annotation marks the transcript as partial. The record is from RefSeq and is a predicted model, not a curated record.